AUGGAUGCCUGCAAACCCGCUACUACGGACAAUAACAAUAUUUUGAGUCCCAAUCCUGGAGAGGGCGAGGGGGAUGUAUUCGAGCCGGAUCCGGGACUCGAGGCGGCGGGAAACGCGUUGUGGACCGCGGUGUUUGACUAUGAAGCCACUGCGGAGGACGAGCUCAGCCUGCGGAGGGGAGACGUGGUGGAGGUGCUGUCCAAGGACUCGCUGGUGUCCGGGGACGAGGGCUGGUGGACCGGGAUGAUCGCGGACCGUGUGGGCAUUUUCCCCUCUAACUACGUGAGCGAAGGGAAAUGCAUGCACGAGGAGGACGCACGGGAGAAGUCCGAGCAGAUAUCUGUGCCUUGUCUGCACCUCCUGGAGAUCGACUUCUCAGAGCUGACUCUAGAGGAGAUCAUUGGCGUGGGCGGUUUUGGGAAAGUGUACCGUGCUGUGUGGAGGGGAACGGAGGUGGCGGUGAAGGCGGCAAGAAGGGACCCAGACGAGGAGGCGGGGCAGAUCCUGGAGAGUGUCCGUCAAGAGGCUAAACUGUUUGCCAUGCUCAACCAUCCCAACAUCAUGGCUUUGCUGGGGGUGUGCCUGCAGGAGCCCCACCUGUGCCUGGUGAUGGAGUACGCUCGGGGGGGUCCGCUGAACCGUGCCCUGGUCCGGAGACGUGUCCCGCCCUGUACGCUGGUGGACUGGGCCGUACAGGUGGCCAGGGGCAUGCUCUACCUCCACAGCCAGGCCAUUGUACCCAUCAUCCACCGGGACCUCAAGUCGAGCAACAUCCUAAUUCUGGAGCGAAUUGAAAUGGAGGAUUUGAACAACAAGACGCUGAAGAUCACUGACUUUGGGCUGGCACGAGAGUGGCACAGGACCACCAAAAUGAGCGCUGCCGGGACAUACGCCUGGAUGGCCCCCGAAGUCAUAAGAUCAUCCACAUUUUCCAAGGGGAGCGAUGUGUGGAGUUAUGGUGUGUUGCUAUGGGAACUGCUGACCGGAGAGGUGCCAUUCAGAGGCAUAGAUGGACUUGCCGUGGCGUAUGGAGUCGCUAUGAACAAACUGGCACUGCCUAUCCCCUCCACCUGCCCUGAGCCAUUUGCACGACUUAUGGAGGCUUGCUGGAGCCCAAACCCUCACUGUCGUCCCCCGUUUAGCUCGAUCCUGCACCAGCUCACCGCCAUCGAAGAGUCUGGGUUUUUCGAGAUGCCCGCUGAGUCCUUCCACUCUUUGCAGGACGACUGGAAACUGGAGAUACAGGAGAUGUUCGACCAACUCAGGAUCAAGGAGAAGGAGUUGCGGUCGUGGGAGGAGGAACUGACCAGGGCCGCGCUGCAGCAGAAGUGCCAGGAGGAGGAGCUGCGGAGGCGAGAGCAGGAGCUGGCCGAGCGAGAGAUCCACAUACUGGAGAGAGAGCUGAACAUCAUAAUACACCAGCUGUACCAGGACAAGCCCCACGUGGAGCGGAGGCAGGGCAAGUUCCGCCGCAACCGCCUCAAACUCAAGGAUGGCAACAGGAUCAGCCUACCAUCAGAUUUCCAGCACAAAAUCACAGUUCAGGCUUCACCGUCCCACGACCGCCGCAGGAGUUUACUCAGCAGCAGCUCCAGCCCUCCCACCAGCCCACCCGUCCUGCCGCGCCUCAGAGCCAUACAGUUAACCCCCGGAGAUGGAUGUAUGGCCUUUUACCGCUCCACAAGUUUGAGUCAUGAGGAAGAGGAAGGAGUGAAGAGAGGAUCCAGGAAGAAGGGCCGGUGCAGAGGCAAUGGAGCCCAGAGGGAACAUAGUGCUGACAAUGUAGCUAAGCCGGCCCGCGAGGGAACUAGGCAGCGUUCCUGCAGUGCCCCAAACCUGCGCAGAUCUCCCAGGCAUAGUCCAGCAGUGCCCGGAGUCCCCAGUCUGGUGGAGAUGGAAAAUGAAGACUGCUGCUUUUCCACUGAUCCCAGCUCUUCUCCAGGACAGUCCUACCUCUGUAUCCCCUUCCACAAAGAACCCCAGCCCUCCUCCUCCGCUGCUGCUGACUCUGAUGGAGACGAGUACUGUCCCAUGGUCAGUGUGCCCACCUCUCCCCCCUGUAGGAGGAGUCCCGCUGGGGUGCGCUCCUCUGACGUCGUCCUGGUCGGGUGUGGAGCUAUACUGGCUGCGGUUGGACUUGGGUUAAACAUGUUAAAUUUCGCCCAUCCUGAAGAAAGCGUCAAAUCCAAAUGGGACAGUUUAUUUCACAGGACAGGGGCACAGACGCGUAAGCUUUUCAAACGGGAUAGCCCACUUAAACCUCCUGAAAAACUCCUACCAUCUUCCUAUACGUUAUUAACUGACUGUAAGUCCACUCGUUCACUGUUAAGAACAGACAGUGAGGAGCUCUUGGUGUAUCGUCCAAAUUCGCCAUCACAGCAGCUCACAUCUCAGCCCUCCGGUCAUGUCCCGUUGAAUCCUCUGGUAAAUACACAGGUGGAGAGUUUUAAGCGUAACCCUCGUCAGUCGCUCACCCCCACGCAUGUCCCUUCAGCACCCCCUGCGUCUCGAAGUUUGCGUCGUAUACCCUCAGAUGGAGCCAUUAAAAAACACUGUCCCGUAAACAGUCUGGAACCGCUGCCAGAGAAAGAAGCUUUGGAAAACACUGGUAUCUUCAGACCUCUCAGAGAUGACUGCUCUUUUGUCCCACGGCUGCCUGACCCAAACCUGGUCUUCCCCCCCACCCCUCGUCGUCGAUGCCCCCCCGAACGCCCCAAGACCCUGGACUUUGUGGCUCGACCCAGACCCUCUCCACGGGCCCGGUUUGACCCGGCUUUCUGGUCUGAAUCCAAACCCAAGGGUAACGGAGAGUCCCCAGCUCAUACCUCCAGCACUGAGACCCCGCCCACUUCAGAGUUCGGACGGGACAGUGCCGUUCCACCCACCCCUGUAGAGACCCCAAAGCCAUUUUCACCAAGAAAGACCCAAAAAAACCUCCUGGAUCAACUGGAUGAGGAGCAGUGCAGAGACGGAACAGUGCCACUAUGCAAAGCAGACAUUCCCAAAGACUCACCUUACAAAUACAAGCCUGGGUUUUGGUCAUAA
This is a messenger RNA of Boleophthalmus pectinirostris (great blue-spotted mudskipper), 3045 nucleotides long. RefSeq names its product mitogen-activated protein kinase kinase kinase 9 (gene map3k9). NCBI's taxonomy places the organism in Eukaryota, Metazoa, Chordata, Actinopteri, Gobiiformes, Gobiidae. Bases 1 to 3045 code for a protein of 1014 amino acids. Gene Ontology annotation, molecular function: ATP binding; protein binding; JUN kinase kinase kinase activity. The record is from RefSeq and is a predicted model, not a curated record. The transcript has 11 exons. Gene Ontology annotation, biological process: protein phosphorylation.